UCUGCUGGAGGUGGGGGAUAGAAAAGGGGGGGACGUGGUAAGGCGUCAGCGGCGGCUGCUUUUUCGAGGGCCUGUUUCUGCUGCGGUUUUCCGGCUUCUGGAGGCGCAGGAGGACAUUAGAAGUAAUGGUGACCUCUCAAGGUAUAACAACAUUUGGAAGAGGUAUGUCAGAACACGUCAAGGAUCCCACAACUAUUGAUGAACUUCACCUGGCUCCAGAAGAAAUCCAGUCUGACUCUGAGGACUGUUCAAUGGCUCAAGAAUCUCCAAAAAAUUCAGCUGCAGAGAUUGCUGUAACUAGUAAUGGAGAACUUGAGGAUUCGCACGAGCACAAUUUUAAUAGGGACCUGAAGCGCUCUAUACCAGCUGGACUUGGUCUGUCUGAAACCCAAAUUACAUCUCAUGGCUUUGACAGUACCAAGGAAGGGGUCAUUGAAGCUGGACCUUUUCAAGGUUCCUCAGCACCACCCAUGUCACCUGUUAUAUCUCCUAGCAAUGCAGCAGCUAGCAGACUGGCUGGACAAGGGAGUGACUUAAUUAUUCCCAAAGGCAGUCAACAAAUGCAGCAAAGAAGUGGACCAGUUGUUUUAGCAGACGAGGUGAAGAAUCCAGCAAUGGAAAAACUGGAGCUUGUGAGGAGAUGGAGCCUAAAUACUUACAAGUGUACUCGUCAGAUAAUCUCUGAGAAACUGGGUCGAGGUUCACGAACAGUAGAUCUAGAGUUGGAAGCUCAAAUAGAAGUCCUGAGGGAUAACAAAAAGAAAUACGAAAAUGUCCUGAAACUGGCACAGAUCUUGUCCACACAGCUUUUCCAGAUGGUCCAUACCCAAAGACAACUUGGAGAUGCAUUUGCAGACUUGAGUUUGAAAUCAUUAGAACUCCACGAAGAGUUCGGAUAUAACGCUGAUACUCAGAAACUUCUUGCUAAAAAUGGUGAAACUCUUCUUGGAGCAAUUAGCUUUUUUAUUGCCAGUGUGAACACUUUGGUGAAUAAAACCAUUGAGGAUACGUUAAUGACUGUAAAACAGUAUGAAAGUGCCAGGAUCGAAUACGAUGCUUAUCGCACAGAUCUAGAAGAACUGAAUCUUGGCCCACGUGAUGCCAAUACUUUGCCAAAGAUUGAGCAGUCGCAACAGCUUUUUCAGAUACAUAAAGAAAAGUAUGACAAAAUGCGUAAUGAUGUGUCCGUUAAAUUGAAGUUUUUGGAGGAAAACAAGGUCAAAGUAUUGCACAAUCAGCUCGUUCUGUUCCACAAUGCCAUUUCAGCAUAUUUUGCAGGGAAUCAGAAGCAGCUCGAACAGACACUUAAGCUAUUCCAUAUCAAAUUGAAAACUCCAGGAAUAGAUGCACCAUCCUGGCUGGAAGAGCAGUAAUAAACCCUGGCAUGAAGAUCUGUUGGGCAUCUUAGAAUCUUGGGGAUCAAGGAACUUGGAUAAAGAGGACCUUUUGGAGUAAUACAUGUGCAAGCGGCUUUAAUCUGCCCCCCCUCCCCCGGAUAAUGAAUAUUGUAGUAGUAAUCUGGAAUGGGUGAAUUUAAUGUAACCAAAUGCAAUUUGUCAUUUCAAAAACAAAUCUUUUUAUGUGAGGGUGAUGGUUAUUUCUGUAGUAGGGAAAUAAUAGAAAUUUGCACUGACAAAUAUUUGUGGUCUCUGGUAAUUAUGGCGGCGAGCUGAGAAAUAUGUAAAGGCAGAUGCUCCCAAUUUGUAUCAACAUCUGAUAUUUUAUAUAAAUGUAUUAAAUUUCUCUAAAGAUUCUUUUUCAUGUAACGGUGUUUUGAAAAGAAUAAAUAUUUUGCAGAGUAAUAAUAUAAGGCCUUCAUGCAGCAUCCACAAAAUAUCAACUGCCUGGCUGAUACGUGGAAUUGCAGCAAAUACCUUUUUUAGAAGUUAGAUUUUUUCCAUUAUAUGUUAAAAAACACUAAAUGUAUAUUCCUUUUUUACCUUCUUGGUCUGAAAUGUUGAACACCGUUUAGCAUUGUAAUGAUGACCUGCUGGGGAAGUAUACCUUUUCCAUAAUAACUUGAUUUUUUAACUUUCUAUUUAAAAAUACCAUAGUUGCCUUAAAUUCAGAAGUGCCUUUUCCAGCUUUCCUUUAACAGGUGUGAACAAUACAUAGGAUGUCCUCUUUAGUUUUCUUUUAAAAACAAAUAAGAAAUGCAGACUAAGGCCAGUCUGGGACAUAUGUGCUUGUGUGAACUGCAUACCCUGUUGCCGUAGGUUAAUGUGAUUGAUUCUGUUUUUUCAGUCAGCACUAUAACCCUUAUUAAGUGUACAAUUCAGUUUACCCUUUUAGGCUUUUAAAAUUAUACUUUGGAGCAUCCCCACUUGCACACGUUCUACUGCUUUUUGUGUUUAUAUGAUGAUCCACUUAAAAUAACUUAUCACAGUUUAUAUGGAUUGUAAUAUUAUGUAUUAUAUGUUGAAAUAGAUUCUGUUGCUUCAUAAACUGAUCGUGUUUCAGUCUUAAUGUAAAGUGUGUAUCAGUUAAAUUUAAAAUCAUUCCUUAUUAUAUUACAGUCUUAAGAUGUUCAUGGUUUUUUGCUGUUCAGAGUUUUUUCUCUUACAGUGACCAUUUCUUAGAAUGUAUCUUCUUUGUUAACUUUGUAUUCAUACUAAAGGUGUUUGCUGCA
Eublepharis macularius is the source of this 2629-nucleotide messenger RNA. It is a transcript of the gene ARFIP1, whose product is annotated as ADP ribosylation factor interacting protein 1. The coding region runs from base 126 to 1373 and encodes 415 amino acids. Gene Ontology annotation, biological process: intracellular protein transport; regulation of Arp2/3 complex-mediated actin nucleation. NCBI's taxonomy places the organism in Eukaryota, Metazoa, Chordata, Lepidosauria, Squamata, Eublepharidae. The transcript has 11 exons. Gene Ontology annotation, molecular function: phospholipid binding; protein domain specific binding. The record is from RefSeq and is a predicted model, not a curated record. Gene Ontology annotation, cellular component: trans-Golgi network membrane.